Molecule: messenger RNA, 5659 nt
Organism: Notodromas monacha
Lineage: Eukaryota; Metazoa; Arthropoda; Ostracoda; Podocopida; Cyprididae
Source: the annotation of a GenBank genome assembly
GAAAACGGCAGCAUCGCGCCCUUGGGUGCAUACAGAGACAAGACCAUAGUGUUGACCCUGCCCGGUGACCUGACCGUCUAUGACAUCGACUACUUGUCCGUUUGGUGCGACGAAUAUUCGGUCAACUUCGGUCACGUCUUGAUCCCCGACGGGCUCCGGGUUCCGCCGUCUUUGCGAAUGCUCGGAGUCGCACCACAGAAACAUGGCAGCAGCUAUGACAGCCCUCGUCCAUCGGGCAGCAACUCCCACAAGCCACCCAGCAACCCCCGAUUCCCCCAGUACCCCAGCUCCUCCUUCUACUCUCCCAAACGGGUAGAAUACAGUCCCUCGCCCUCGUCCUAUCCCACCCCGCACCCGUUCUACGCCGCCGAGAAACGCCCAUCUCUCUACUCCGAUAAGCAACGCCCCUCGUAUGCCUACACCACCACCACCUCGACAUCAUCACGCCCGUCCUACUUCGACACACGCCCCAGCAGUCAGUACACCACGUCUCGUCCGUACCGACCAUCAGUCCAGGACUACACGACUCGGAAACCCUUCAGCUACAACAGACCAACGACGACGACGACGACGACGACCAGCUCUUACCGGUCGCCGUCGUCAUCACCGUCGAGGAUUGGGCUCUUCGAGUCCCGCCCUUCCACGUCGACCGCGCAACGGUACCACACGAUCCUCGCUGUGCCGAUACACCACAGUGUCGAGCGACAGCCGCAAUACGACUACGUUCAGCCCAGGUACCGAGAGGAUGAUGAAGAGCCAUCGGCAGAGGUGGGGCUGGACACGGGUUCGUACCAGCAGCCAGCAGCGCAAUCCCAGGAGCAGCUUUAUCCAGGAUACCAGCAGCAACAGGAGCAGGAGCAGGAAGACGUGGUGUACGUGAGGGAGCAGGAACACUUGCCCAGCAGCCAGCCGGUGUAUGAUGAUCGCGAGCGACAUCGCGCGGAGAAGGCCGACUAUUAUAAUGAUGAUAGCAGCAAGCGACACCUGGCUCGCCAGCCGAGACAGCAGGGAUUGCCGGCCGAGUACAAGGGCAGGAAGGCGAAUACGUACACUACGAAGCUGAAUUGCGAGGUUCUACGAGACGAUCUCGCUCUGGAAGUUCGCUGGGCCGUUGCUGGUGAAAGCAUCGUGAUUCAACUCGUCGGGAAACUCGAGGAUAAACAGUAUGUGGCGUUCGGUCUCAGUGGUGCAGAAAAACGACCACGAAUGGUUGGCGGUGACGUUGUGGUCGCCUACAUGGAACACUCAACUGGCAAGGGGUUUGCCAAUGACUAUUACUUGGAAGGAAAAGGUCAAUGCGCAGGUGACAGUGGAGCUUGUCCCGAUGAAGUUUUCCAAUCGAGUGGGAACAACGUUCGCCUGCUGAACACGGCCCUGGUGAACGGGUUCACCAUGAUCACCUACCAGCGACCCUUGAAGGCGUCCGACCAGUUUGACCAGGGCAUCGUCACCGACAAGGAGCAAGCCGUUAUCUGGGCCGUGGGGGCCAUCAACUCCCAGGGCACGGUGUCCUAUCACAACAAUCUCAAAAACAACGCACAAUCGCCAUUGCUGAUCAACUUCGGGCGCCAGCCCAGGUGGAACUGCCCGAUUCCGGACGAUGAGACGAGUGGACCCCACGCAAGUCCAGCUGCUGCUGGCACAGGAAGCAAAAACAACAACAACAAUAACAAUAACAAUAACAAGAAUGCAGCAGGAGGGAAUAUCAGGAGACCCGUUGCCCCGCAAAGGGCUGAACCUCCGCGUCGUGGAGGUGCACCCAUCAGUGUUCCUGCGCAAGAACCCGCGAUCCCUGUGACGACCGGCGUGGAACCCUGGUUCAUCCCGCCGAUCCCGUGCUACGAACCCGAGGACGGGGUUUUCUAUGCACACAUUGGACCCACUGGUGGCAAGGCGGGUUACGAGAGCAUCACAGGACGAGUUGGUUGGGGUGUUGCAUGGUACAUCAAUGGAUUGCUGAUUCCCGAAAUCACAGUUGUUCGUGGGAAAACGUACACUUUUGUCGUGGAAGCAGGAAAUGAUGCUGAAAAUCCAGUCAAAUUUCAUCCCUUCUACAUCACUGACGAUUCCGAGGGUGGAUUCGCUUUCAAGAGCGACGAAGAAAGAAGGAAAGUUCGGAUUUUCGCUGGAGUCGGACAAGACGUGCUCGGAAACGUGGUGCCCACAGGAGCCGGACGAUCGUGCCAAUGGACGGAGAACCCGGAUCAACCCGCGGCCCAGUUCCCAUCGUUCGGAGCAUACCAGCGAUCCCUCACGCUCAAAUGCGAGGAUGGACAACCGGGUAUCGUUCAAUGGGUUCCAGACAGCCAGACCCCCGAUACUGUUUACUACCAGUGCUUCACUCACAGACAUCUGGGCUGGAAGAUAAACGUGGUGGACAGGUGUACUCGAGACCGGGUCUUCGCCGGCAGCCAACAAGUCCCCGUCAACGUGGCUCCCGAAAACGCGCUUGCCAGCGUGCACGAAGUGUCGCCUGUCGACACAGCCGACGAGUCUCAGCUCUACCUAGACGAACUCGCCGCCGAAGCACCGGCACACUCGAACCGUCGAUCCCAGUACGUCGACAGCGAGAACUUUCGCAACAAGAACAAGAAAAUCGGCGGCAAGACCAAGGACGAGGACGAGUCGAAAAGCUCCUUGUCCGUCAUCAAGGGCGGCGGUCAUUUCGACAACGGGGAUAAUAGGAAAGCGGAAGAAGGCGAAGAAGAAGAAGGAAACGGAAAUAAUCAGCAGGAAGGGUCUCAUCAGCAGUUGGGUCAGGAGGAGGAAGAUUUGACAGUGAGCUUCCCGAGUUUCCCGGAGUUUGGCCAAAAGAAGGCGGCGGCCGAAACGGCAGAAAAGACCAUCAGCACCAAGCAAAAGGUCGGCAUCAGCAAGGAAGAGGUUAAAGACGGUGUGGUGAUCAUUGAGGCAGUUCCGAUCAGCCACGACAAAUCACCGCCACAUCAUCCUCCCCAAGAAAUCCCGUCGGAAAUAAACGAACCCAUUUCGGAAGAAGGCCCAGCGUUCAAUAACGACCCACGCGUUGUGCUCCCAGAAGCCCACAACACGGGCUUCAAACCCAAUACGGUUAUUUUGGAAAGCGGAUUCAAGCCGAUUCGAAAGGACACGGAUCCAGUGUUGCCGCCGGCGAUCCAGCAGAAGGUGCAUCAGCAGGACAGCCAAGAAAGACCCGUCCCACCGGGCCAGCAGGGCCAAUUCCUCGAGGCCCUGGCUCCGGAUUCGUUUAAUCCGGUCUUCCGACCUUCGCCCAGCGAUGAAGCAGAUGGGCCUGUUCAUCAGCAGCAGCAAGGGCCAGUCAGACGACCUCAGACGCCGAUCAUCAGGCCAAUUCAAGCAGUUCCACCUCGCGGAACAGAGAAGAAACAGCAGCCUGUUAUCGUGAAAGAAGAACAGGAUUUCCCCUUGCGAACAACUGCUGAGAUUAUUCAAGAAAUCACCGAAGGACCGGUUGGGCAAGUAAUUUUCCCAGUUGAUGAGGAUUUCCCGGAUUUCCCCGAGGAUUUCGACGAGCCGGAGACAGGCAAGAGGAAACAACCCGUUAUUGGACUGCCGCCGCAACAAAUUGGGCCGCCGCAACAGCCGCCGAAUUUCAGGCCCGGGCAAUUCGGUGGACCGCCACCAAGACAACAACAGCAGCAACAACAACAACAACAACAACAACAGCAACAGCUUCGACCUGCGGGGAACCGGAAUCAGCCAGGACCUGGGAAUAAUCAACCCGUGAUCCCACCUAAUCCCAACAGGCCAAUCGGGGUCCAGUUGCAACCCGGACAACUGCUGCCAGGGCAACGCCCCCAGUUUCCCCAGCAACUCCCGCCUCAGUUCCGCCCGGGUCCUCAGCCGCGCCCUAUCCCAGGUUUCGGGUUCCCUCCGCAAGGCAUCCUUCCCGGACAAAACGGACCAUUCGGGAUCCCUCCUCAGUUUCAACAGCAACAACAACAGGGGCCAGGUGGGCCCGGACCCGUGCGAGGACGGCGUCCUUCUCCGCAGCAAGACCAAGAGGAAUCUGAGCCCCAAGGAAACAGACCGCCAGCAGGCAACAACAGGCGCCAAAGCGGCGGCGGGGGUGGAGCCAGCAAUAAGAACAACCAAAAGAAUCAGAGUAACAAACGAAGACGCCCUUCCGGUGGCAGCAAAAACAACAACAACAACAAUAACAACAAUCGCAGAAGGAAUAAGCCACAGAAACAGAAUAUUGAGAACGUGGACCGCGCUGACAAUGCGGCUGACCAAACAAUUAUUGCACAGGAAUUCCACACUGAUCCCAGCAAGCUUCAAGGGGAAAUCCCGCAAGGACUCGGAGAAAAAGUGAGUCCCGCAUUCAAGCAGAACAAAGGACCGCCGCCGCAAUUCCUGAUGCCGCCCAACAUGGGCUCAGUCGGGCCAGGCUUCGGUCCCGCCGUCGGCUUUUCCGGACAGCCGCCACAAUUCCCGUUCAUUUCCGGCGGGAGAUUCCCUCAACAGCCGUUUCCCCCGGGUCUGGCGCCUCCCGGCCUGAGGCAUUCGAAUAAUGCGAAACCUGGGCCGGGACCUGCGGGAUCCAUUCCCUUGCAUCAACAAAAGGAACAGAAGGAGGCUCGAGAAGAGUCUCCGGAUGUUGUUCAGGCUAACAAGCAGCAAGGAGCUGAAUCAGACAUCCUGAAGGAUGUUUGGUCCACCAUCGAGAACAAUUCUGGGCCACAAUCGAUCGUUAGACGACAAGGGGUUGUCGAGGGUCCGGAGAUCCGGAGGCGUCAGUUUUUGGCGGCCAACCACCGGGACCUGAUACGAUUGCCACGAGCUGCGAUACCCGAAGAGGAACCCGUCACCGAACCCCAAUCAGAACCCAAACAGCAUUCGGAAGAAAAACACGCUGCUGAUGCAAACGCCGAGCCGGAACCCGAGCAUAAUAGCGGUGCAAUUGUCAAUAACGUGUCGUUGUCUUUCAGAUUUUGCCUAUUAGCCAUUGCAUGCGUGGCUUUUGCCAAUAAUCGGCUGCUGAAUUUCUUCUGACUCUAGCUCGCUUCGAUUUUUGCUCGACUCCAAAUGUGUUUCUAAGCAGAGCUUUUUUGUUGGUUCGUUUUUUUUUUCUUGUAUACGAGAGAUGCCAAUUCUGGUAGCAUAUUUGAGAAACGUCGAAAAAAAAAAAAGAAAUGUUCGUUCUCUGGAGGCAGUAUUGAAAGUAUCUUUUCUUUCUUUUUGUUUUGUUGCUUAUUGGAUGGUUGUGACUGUUCAAACUAUGAGGUGAGGCUGGAUCUUAAUUAUUUGUCAACAUCCCAGACUAUUUUUAGUUAGCUCUACUCAACUCUGCUCGUGAUGGGGAGAAAAAGGGAGGAAUGUUUUCGCUUUAAUUACGACUUUUUUUGAGGCUAACGGGAAACGUUAUUUUAUUCCUUGAAGAAUCUCUUUGCGAAUGAUUGUUUCAACUGGGGACGUUUUGUGAUAGGUGGUUAAUGUACAGGUAUUUUAAAACACAAAUACUUUUUGAGACUCGAGGAGUGAAUUUUUUGAUGCGAAGAAAUGAAUUGCGUCAUAUACUGUUCAUUUCCGCUCUGUUUUUUCGGUUCCUUUGAAUUUGGAAAACUCUUUGAAGUGGAUGUGUCUGCAGGUUUUAUUUUUUGAAAUGCAUGUUCGUUUCUGUUAACAUGAAGUGCGAAUAAAUAUUGUUUUAUAACGA